Messenger RNA from Plasmodium gallinaceum, 906 nucleotides. RefSeq names its product conserved Plasmodium protein, unknown function. The transcript is spliced from 9 exons. The coding region runs from base 1 to 906 and encodes 301 amino acids. The record is from RefSeq and is a predicted model, not a curated record. Lineage: Eukaryota; Apicomplexa; Aconoidasida; Haemosporida; Plasmodiidae.
AUGAUUGACUCAUUUCAAAUUAAUGAUUUAAAUAAGUUUCGUUUUUCCUUGAGUGAAGAAAAAAUUAUUGAAAAUUUUACAGGUAAUAAAAAUAAUGAAUUUCUAAAUGAUUCUUCUAUUCCACAUAUACUAAAAGAAACGAAGAAUAACAUACCAAAUAAUUUAAAUGAUGAAUAUAUAUCCUUUCAGGAUAAUUUAAAAGAUAAAUAUAAUGAUCAUGGAGAAAAUGAUAAUAGAAUCAAAAAUUAUUCAAUUGAAAUUUUAUUGCACAAAAUAAGGAAUUUAGAAAAUGAAAAACAAUAUUUAUUAAAAUUUUUAGAAGAUAAAAAAAAUAAGGAGUUAGAAUAUUUGAAGGCACUGGAAACUCAGGCAGCACUAGUUAACUCUGAGAAUAAGAAAUCUGAAUAUUAUGAAAAUGAAUGGUUGAAUAUGAAAUCACUGGAAUAUUCAUUGGUAAAUUCUGGUAAAGCAUCAUUAAGACAAACAUUAGAAUUAUUUUAUGAAGAACCUAAUUUAUACGAAAAAUUGGGAAGUCUCACAAAAAUCCAAGAAAUAUUUAUAACAAACUUAAUAGAAGAUCAUAAAAACUUAAUAAAAGAAAGAAGUACAAUUUCUAAAAAAUAUCAUGAAGCAGUGGAUGCAAACUUCCAAUUAUAUCAACAGAACGAAAUGCUUAAAGCACAAAAUAUGAAUAUUUUAGAAAAAAAUAAAGAUAUAAUAGAUGAAGAAACAGAAAAUAAAUUAAAAGCCUUAAACUCAUCACUUAUAUAUGUUCAAAAGGAAAACAUUGAACUAAAAGAAAUACUUGAUCAAUAUACCAAGUUAAUAACUAAUAUAAAGAAGUGCUCAGAAAUAAGUGAUAUAAUGAAAGAAUUAGAUAAAUUUAAAAACUAUUUAUUAAUUUAA